AACUAAAGUGUGAGUGAGUUAGUAAACUGUGUGUCCUUUUUUGAUAAGAUUCUUGAACUCACCGCUUACUCCACCAUCUCACCGUCCUUAACUUCUUCAUUAUCUCAUUAUUUCUUCCUUUUUCCCCUUUACAUUUUCAUUAUUAUUAAAUUAUUCAUUUUGAUUUGGAUUUGAACUUGAAUGCAUCUCUACUUACUUUUAACAACUCUCAAGUGCUUUCUUUAGAUAUUCCCAGUUUUAUUUUCAAGAAUCUAUUCUGGGUUUUUGAUUCACCAUCUUUUAGUAAGCCUCAGCUCUUAGCUAUAGCUUGUUCAAUCAUUUCUGCAGAAUCUUAAACUAUUUACUUUUUCACCUCUUUCUGUAGUAUAAAUAUUUUUUUAGCUACUCCAGUGUCCAAACAUGGGUUUGAUUCCUUUUUGGUUCUACUAAUAUUUUCUAGAUCAGCUCUCUUAACUUUCUUUACUUCCAUCUUUAUCUCUCCUAUCUUCAUAACUGGAUUCGGGUAUCUUUGUUUUCUGGGGUUUCUGUCUUGGUUGCUUACAAAAGUCCCAUUUGGGAAUAAGCUUGGACCCGGUUUUGUUGAUGAUGAUGAGGUGCUUUUCAGUUUCUGUAACUUUUGGUUUGGUUUUAUUGUGUUCAUUGGUUUGUGUGGUGAGUGGUAUUGGUGCUAAUUGGGGCACACAACUAAGCCAUCCUCUUCCCCCAGAGACUGUGGUGAAUCUAUUGAGGGAUAAUGGGAUUCAAAAAGUGAAGCUUUUUGAUGCUGAUUAUGGAACAUUAAGGGCUCUGGGUGGCUCUAAUAUUGAGGUCAUGGUUGGUAUCCCAAAUGAUAUGCUUUCAUCUCUGGCUGGCAGCAUGAAGGCUGCUGAGAAAUGGGUUUCCACCAAUGUCUCCAAACAUAUCUCUUCUAAUAAUGUUAAUAUCAGAUAUGUUGCCGUUGGGAAUGAACCUUUCUUGCAAACAUACAAUGGAAGCUUCCUCAAAACGACCUUCCCUGCUCUUCAGAAUGUUCAAUCUGCCCUGAUAAAGGCUGGGCUUAGCAAUCAAGUAAAGGUCACUUGCCCCCUUAAUGCUGAUGUCUAUGAGGCCCCAUCUGGCUAUCCAUCUGAAGGUGACUUCCGAACUGAUAUCCAUGAUCUCAUGCUUGCCAUUGUCAAGUUUUUGAGCGAUAAUGGUGCGCCGUUUACUGUCAACAUCUAUCCAUUCAUAAGCCUUUACACUGAUGCCAACUUCCCAGUUGAGUAUGCCUUCUUUGAUGGCAACGCACAACCUAUAAAUGAUGGUGGGACAAACUAUUACAAUAUGUUUGAUGCAAAUCAUGACACUCUUGUGCAUGCUCUACAGAAGAAUGGGUAUGGGAACCUGCCUAUCAUAAUUGGAGAGAUUGGGUGGCCAACUGAUGGAGAUCAAAAUGCUAAUAUGGAGUAUGCUCGACGGUUCAACCAAGGUUUUAUGUCCCAUAUUACAGGUGGGAAAGGAACCCCAAUGAGACCUGGGCCAAUUGAUGCCUAUUUGUUUAGCUUGAUUGAUGAGGAUGCCAAGAGUGUUGAUCCAGGGAAUUUCGAACGUCACUGGGGUAUAUUUACUUUUGAUGGGAGAGCUAAAUACCAGCUGAACCUUGGCACCACAAAUUCAGGUGUUUUAAUUCCAGCAAGAAGUGUGCACUACUUAGAGAAAAAAUGGUGUGUGAUGAAGCCUUCAGCCAGACUCGAUGAUCCACAAGUGGCACUAAGCGUGAGCUACGCCUGUGGACUUGCUGACUGCACUCAACUUGGUUAUGGGACAUCUUGUGGCAAUCUGGAUGCUCGGGGAAAUAUUUCAUACGCUUUUAAUAGUUACUAUCAGAUACAUAAUCAGCUUGAAGCUGCCUGUAAAUUCCCGAACCUAUCAAUGGUCACUAAAACAGAUCCGUCGGUUGGAAGUUGCACAUUUCAGAUAAUGAUUCAGCCAUAUUAUGGAGGUGCAGGAAGGAGAGAGCCAAUAGGUUUGGUUGUGGGCUUUAUUCUCUUGGCACUAACAAUUCUGUGAGUUUUGAAGCUUCUGAUUCAUCAAGUAUCAUUUUUCCGUGACUACUACUUGCAUUUGCUUUGUAGCAGAAGCAUUGUGAUCUAUAAGUGGCUCAAGCAUUGUCUUUAAUUUGCAGUUGACAAGGCAAAUGCUGAAACUAAUUAUGCUGUUUGAAGAUUAAAUUGCUUUCAAGUAGUGUUUUUUUUUUUUUUUUUUUGGAAAUGUGUAAUUUGUGAAGUACUUUAAUAGAGGCCUAACCAGUUAGGAUUGAAAUGGUUUCCUGGCA
This is a messenger RNA of Pistacia vera, 2293 nucleotides long. RefSeq names its product glucan endo-1,3-beta-glucosidase 6-like. Gene Ontology annotation, biological process: carbohydrate metabolic process. NCBI's taxonomy places the organism in Eukaryota, Viridiplantae, Streptophyta, Magnoliopsida, Sapindales, Anacardiaceae. Gene Ontology annotation, cellular component: plasma membrane. The coding region runs from base 583 to 2028 and encodes 481 amino acids. The transcript has 2 exons. Gene Ontology annotation, molecular function: hydrolase activity, hydrolyzing O-glycosyl compounds. The record is from RefSeq and is a predicted model, not a curated record.